Molecule: messenger RNA, 750 nt
Organism: Suillus subaureus
Lineage: Eukaryota; Fungi; Basidiomycota; Agaricomycetes; Boletales; Suillaceae
Product: Alpha/Beta hydrolase protein
Exons: 3
Coding region: 4-738 (244 amino acids)
Source: RefSeq, a predicted model, not a curated record
ACUAUGAUCACUGUUCCAUCUGCGAGUCAGUGGGGAUCCCCUACUGCAAGCAGGAGAGCACUCCUUAUACAUGGUUUAAAUUCGUCUUCGCACACGUUCCACCGUGUUGCGUCGGUGCUUGCAGCCAAAGGAUACUUGGUCGUUGCUCCAAACCUUCUUGGACAUGCUCUCAGGAAGCCUGGAGUUGACUUCCAAGUUCAGACAUUGGCAGACGACCUCUUGCCCUAUUUUCAGGCUGCUGAGUAUGAUAUCGUCAUCGGCCACUCAAUGGGCGCGCUCGUGGUAUUAUCACUUCUCAAGUACCUGCCAAAAACCAAGCCUACUUCAGUGGUCCUCGUCGACCCAUCUCUGGAGUUGAGCGCAGAGCAGAUGGUGGAUGCGAAAGUUAGGUUUUCCGACGAUGUCAGAACUAACCCCACUGCAGAAGAUUAUAUGUCAUUGAAUCCUCUAUGGACAAGAGAAGAUGCCAUUUGGAGAGUGUUGGGGACCCAUAUUGGAAGACCAACAAACUCCGAUGAUCACAUCGAUGGCAAUGUGCCAUGGUCAUUUUCGCGUCUGAUCGCUGACAGGCCUGCUGCUGCCGCAUUGACGAUUCUGGUCGCCCAGCCUUCCAAGUUGGAUUGUGUCGCAAAAAUCAAAAACAUUAGAACAGUAAUCGUUUCGAAUGCCUCGCACUGGAUACAGUAUGAGUUCCCGGACGUGAUUGUUGAAGAGGCACUGAGGAAUAUCGAAGAGUAGGACAAUGAGCAG